AUGGAAAUUGAAUUGACAAUACUUGCUGCAAAUAAUAUCAUUGCAGGAGACAUUGGAGGGACUAGUGACGGAUACGUUAAAUUUGAGACAAGAAGAACAAAAAAGAUGAAGACCAAAAUAGCACCACCAACGAUAAAUCCGAUAUGGAACCAAAAGUUUAAUUGUAUUAUUGAGCCAAAUGAAGAAGUAAAAUUUGAAGUAUACGACCAUGACUUAAUUGGAAAAGAUGAUAAUUUAGGAGAAGCAAAAAUAAAAGUACCAGAGAUGAUGACAGGAGAAUAUUGGCAUGACUGUUUAAGUAUUUCUAAAAGAGGAUAUUUAUAUGUAUCAUUAUAUUGUAAAAAAGGAAUAAGUGUAUCAACGUUACAUCCAUUUAAUCCAUUAGCAGAAAUGGUUAUUAGAAUGGAAUUUAAUAGAGUAACACAUUUAGGAAAAUGUAAUGGUAAUCCCCAAACAGGUAAAAUUAUAAUUAAACCACCAAACCAAAAAGAACAAAUAUCAAAUGUUUUUACUUUUAAUAAAUCUACAAAAAUUUCAGAAACUUUUAUUAUUAAAUGUAAACCAGGAGAUAAAAUUGAAAUUAAAGUAGAAGAAUUAGGAUUAUUAUCUAAUACAACAAUUGAUAAGUCUUCAUUCACUGUUCCUGACUUUAAAGAAGGUGAAAAAUCUGAAGAACAUUUACCUGGUAAAAAAGGAAGUACUUUUGAUUGUAAAAUUCAGUGUAUUAGAAGUGUUUACCAUAACGUUUUUCCUCAAUUUAUUCCUCAAGACAAUGACUUUGUUAAUGAAAGUUUAAUGAAAUUUUAUAUUUAUUUUGAUAAAGCUGAAAAAAUUAAAGCUGGUGAUAUUGGUGGAACUAGUGAUGCUUAUGUUAAAUUUAAAACUUCUCAAUCGAAAGAAAAGAAAACUUACGUUUUUGCUCCUUCUGUUAAUCCAGAUUGGAACCAAUGCUUUAGAAUUAAAGGUACUUUGGGAGAAGAAAUUAAGUUUCAUUUGUUCGACAAAGAUACUCUCACUUCUGAUGAUCAUUUAGGUGACGCUAAAUGGAAAAUUGAACCUUUAUUUAAUAAUCAAUGGAAAAAAUUCAAACUUCAAAUUGAUAAAAAAGGUUCUCUUUUUAUUGAAGUUAAACGUGUUAAGACUUUAAGUCUUACUUAUAAAAGAUUCCUUGGUUUACCUAUCCCUUCUACUCAGUUUCAAGGUUAUCCUCAACAACCUUAUCCUCAGCAAUAUCAAUACCUUCCACCACAUGGUUAUCCUCAACAGUCUUAUCCUUAUCCUCAACACAUCCCUUCUUAUCCUCAACCAGGUCAAUAUCCUCCUCCUCAACAACUUUAUCCUCCAACGCAAUCUGGUCAAUACCUUCCACCACAAGGCUAUCCUCAACCACAACAACCAUAUCCCCCUGCUCAAUACCCCUUACAAGGUUAUCCCCAAUAUCCUCCUGCUCAAUACCCACCUCAACCUUAUCAUUCUCAAGCCCCUGGUAUUCCUCCAAAGAAAUAA
Messenger RNA from Entamoeba dispar SAW760, 1506 nucleotides. RefSeq lists its product as uncharacterized. The record is from RefSeq and is a predicted model, not a curated record. The transcript has a single exon. Bases 1 to 1506 code for a protein of 501 amino acids. Gene Ontology annotation, biological process: positive regulation of gene expression. NCBI's taxonomy places the organism in Eukaryota, Evosea, Mastigamoebida, Endamoebidae.